CCCGAUCAGGCGAGCACCGAAGUCAAAAUGCCCAAGCUCUGGAAUGGUGUAUACAAUGCGCAAUGCGCGGCUCUCCCAUCGCCAGAUCUGAUGGAGGCCCAGCCCAAAAUCUUGCCCAAGACCCGCUCCAACAGCAGCGGCGGCGGCAAUCGCAGCAGCAAGUACUGGAUAUUCUCGAUGAUAAUCGAGCGAAGUGCGGGCCCCAAGCGUGUGGACAUGGCUGGGGAUGAUGUGGAGUCCCCGUUGGAGGCCAUUUUGCCGGCUGAGCCGCAGGUGGAGCAGGUCUGCCUGUUGCGUGACAGCCCCUUUAGGAUACUGCGGGCUGCCGAGUCAGGCAACUUGGAUGAUUUUAAGCGCCUGUUCAUGGCGGAUAACACGCGCAUCACGCUGCAGGAUGGCAAGGGACGCACUGCAGCACAUCAGGCGGCGGCCCGGAACCGUGUCAACAUAUUGCGCUACAUUCGCGAUCAGAGCGGAGACUUCAAUGCCAAGGACAAUGCCGGCAAUACGCCGCUGCAUAUUGCCGUCGAGUGCGAUGCCUACGAUGCUCUGGACUAUUUGCUCUCCAUUCCUGUCGAUACGGGCAUCUUGAAUGAUAAGAAACAGGCGCCGGUGCACUUGGCCACGGAGCUGAACAAGGUCAAGUCGUUGCGUGUGAUGGGCCAGUAUCGCAAUGUCAUCGAUAUACAACAGGGCGGCGAGCAUGGACGCACUGCACUCCAUUUGGCUGCCAUCUACGAUCACGAGGAGUGCGCCCGUAUCCUGAUUACAGAGUUCGAUGCAUGCCCCCGUAGACCCUGCAACAAUGGUUAUUAUCCCAUACAUGAGGCGGCUAAAAACGCCAGCUCCAAGACAAUGGAGGUCUUUUUUCAGUGGGGCGAGCAACGCGGCUGCACUCGCGAGGAAAUGAUAUCCUUCUACGAUUCGGAGGGAAAUGUGCCGCUGCAUUCGGCGGUGCACGGCGGGGACAUUAAAGCCGUGGAGUUGUGCCUCAAAUCUGGCGCCAAGAUAUCGACACAGCAACAUGAUCUUUCGACGCCUGUGCACUUAGCGUGCGCCCAGGGCGCUAUUGAAAUAGUUAAGCUGAUGUUUGAGAUGCAGCCAUUGGAGAAGAGGAUCUGUCUCAGCUGCACGGACGUACAAAAGAUGACGCCGCUGCAUUGCGCUUCUAUGUUUGAUCACCCGGACAUAGUCUCCUACCUGGUCAACGAGGGUGCGGAAAUCAAUGCGCUGGACAAGGAGCAUCGGUCGCCGCUGCUGCUGGCUGCCUCGCGCAGUGGCUGGAAAACAGUGCAUCUGCUGAUACGUCUGGGUGCGAGCAUUGAUGUGAAGGAUGCCGCCGCGCGCAAUGUGCUGCACUUUGUCAUCAUGAACGGGGGUCGGCUGACGGACUUUGCCGAGCAGGUGGCCAAUUGCCAGACACAGGCGCAGCUGCAGCUGCUGCUCAAUGAGAAGGACAACAUGGGCUGCUCGCCGCUGCACUAUGCCAGCCGGGAUGGGCAUAUACGUUCGCUGGAGAAUCUCAUACGGCUCGGCGCCUGCAUCAAUCUGAAGAACAACAACAACGAGAGUCCGCUGCACUUUGCCGCACGCUACGGCAGAUACAACACGGUCCGGCAGCUGCUCGACUCCGAGAAGGGCUCCUUCAUCAUUAACGAGAGCGACGGAGCGGGCAUGACACCCCUGCACAUUGCCUCGCAGCAGGGACACACGCGUGUGGUGCAGCUGCUCCUGAACCGAGGCGCAUUGCUGCAUCGCGACCAUUCGGGCCGCAAUCCGCUGCAGCUGGCGGCCAUGUCCGGCUAUACCGAGACCAUAGAGCUACUGCACUCGGUCCACUCACAUCUGCUGGACCAGCUGGACAAGGAUGGGAACACGGCUCUGCACUUGGCCACCAUGGAGAACAAGCCGCAUGCGAUAUCCGUGCUGAUGUCCAUGGGCUGCAAGCUGGUCUACAAUGUGCUGGACAUGAGCGCCAUCGACUAUGCCAUCUACUACAAAUAUCCGGAGGCAGCGCUGGCCAUGGUCACGCACGAGGAACGGGCCAACGAGGUGAUGGCUCUGCGCUCCGACAAACAUCCGUGCGUCACCUUGGCGCUGAUUGCCUCUAUGCCGAAGGUGUUUGAGGCUGUGCAGGACAAGUGCAUAACCAAGGCCAAUUGUAAGAAGGACUCGAAGAGCUUUUACAUUAGGUACUCAUUCGCAUUCUUGCAAUGUCCCUAUAUGUUUGCCAAGAUCGAUGAGAAAACCGGAGAGCCGAUCAUGACAUCCAAUCCCAUUCCAUUGCCGGCCCUGAAUACCAUGGUCACGCAUGGACGCGUGGAGCUGCUGGCCCAUCCGCUCAGUCAAAAGUAUUUGCAAAUGAAAUGGAACUCCUAUGGAAAAUAUUUUCAUCUGGCCAAUUUGCUGAUCUACUCGAUUUUCUUGGUCUUUGUCACGAUCUAUUCCUCGCUGAUGAUGAACAAUAUUGAGCUGCGUUCCGGCGACAACAAAACCACCAGCCAAUACUGCAACUUGGGCUGGGACGUGCUCACCAGGAAUCUAUCGCAUGGCCCAGCGAUGGCAGCUCAAAUCCGGCCGGACUCGUGCGUGGAGAGCAUCAAUCGGACGACGGCCAUACUUUUUUGUGCCGUGGUCAUUGUGGUCUACAUAUUGCUCAACUCGAUGCGCGAACUGAUACAGAUCUAUCAGCAGCGCCUGCACUAUCUGGUGGAGACGGUCAAUCUCAUCUCCUGGGUGCUCUACUUAUCCGCAUUGAUAAUGAUAGCGCCUGCCUUUAAGCCGGAUGGCGCCAUCAAUACCAUACACUAUUCGGCGGCAUCCAUUGCCGUCUUCUUGUCCUGGUUCCGUUUGCUGCUCUUUCUGCAGCGCUUUGAUCAGGUCGGCAUCUAUGUGGUCAUGUUCUUGGAGAUUCUGCAGACCCUGAUCAAAGUGCUGAUGGUCUUCUCCAUACUGAUUAUUGCUUUCGGCCUCGCAUUCUAUAUAUUGCUCUCGAAGAUAAUUGACCCACAGCCGAAUCACUUGUCCUUCUCGAACAUACCCAUGUCGCUGCUGCGCACCUUCUCCAUGAUGCUGGGCGAGCUGGAUUUUGUGGGCACCUAUGUCAACACUUACUACCGCGACCAGCUGAAGGUGCCCAUGACUUCCUUCUUGAUUCUGAGUGUGUUUAUGAUCCUGAUGCCCAUUCUGUUGAUGAACUUGCUCAUCGGUUUGGCCGUUGGCGACAUCGAGUCGGUGCGUCGCAAUGCCCAACUGAAGCGCCUGGCCAUGCAGGUGGUGCUCCACACGGAGCUGGAGCGCAAGCUGCCCCAUGUCUGGCUGCAGCGGGUGGACAAAAUGGAGCUAAUCGAGUAUCCCAAUGACACGAAAUGCAAGCUCGGUUUCUUGGACUUUAUCUUACGCAAAUGGUUCUCGAAUCCGUUCACCGAGGAUUCUGCCAUGGAUGUUAUUAGCUUCGACAACAACGACGACCUGAUCAAUGCCGAGCUGGAGCGUCAGCGCCGCAAGUUGCGUGACAUUAGCCGCAUGCUGGAGCAGCAGCAUCAGCUGGUGCGUCUCAUUGUGCAGAAGAUGGAGAUCAAAACGGAGGCCGAUGACGUGGACGAGGGCAUCUCGCCCAACGAGCUGCGCUCCGUUGUGGGCCUCAGCUCGGCCGGCUGCAACCGCUGGAACUCGCCGCGCAUACGCAAUAAAUUGCGUGCCGCCCUGAGCUUCAACAAGAGCAUGUAGUUGGGAACCUGAUCCCAAGCUCUACAAGUAUAACCAAGUAGUGAAAAGUAAAUUUUGUUAAAUGACAUGCAUACAUAUACUAUAUCCUUAUCAAUGUCUGUAUAACUGGAACAGGUUGAGAAUUCUAUGCCAGAAAUUGUCUUGUGAGCUCCUUGAAGGAGUUAUUUACGAAUUUAGGGGCAACAAGCUGGGCUCUGCGAGUAUUUUUUUUUUUGUCAUCAAGUGAAAACGGAAUAUUUCACAUUUCUAUAACUACUUAACGUAUUUGAUAUAUCUGUGUCUUUAUCUGUGUUUAAUGUC
Drosophila novamexicana is the source of this 4029-nucleotide messenger RNA. It is a transcript of the gene TrpA1, whose product is annotated as transient receptor potential cation channel subfamily A member 1. Gene Ontology annotation, molecular function: protein binding; monoatomic ion channel activity. The transcript has 16 exons. The coding region runs from base 28 to 3729 and encodes 1233 amino acids. The record is from RefSeq and is a predicted model, not a curated record. Lineage: Eukaryota; Metazoa; Arthropoda; Insecta; Diptera; Drosophilidae. Gene Ontology annotation, biological process: monoatomic ion transport; transmembrane transport. Gene Ontology annotation, cellular component: membrane.